GGAAUCCGCCUGACAAAUCAUGAAAAAUAUCAUAUUCCGCGAUGGACUGUGAAAAAAAUCUUUACACACGGAAAACAACUACUCGUAAAACACAUGACUGGUAACACACGCUCGGUUAUUUUCUCUCUAUAGACUAUAGAGGUCUUCUCCCCCACACAAAACUCACGCGCGCUCUCUCUCUUUCUCUUCGCGUCUCCGGCGGAUGACAUUCUGCUCCGGCGCUUCAUGGCUAAAACACGGGCCACUCGUAGAACCCUAGAUUCCUACACUGUUAAGUCCAUCAGCAAAACUAUCAAAGCCGGUGACUGCGUGCUGAUGCGGUCAUCGGACUCUUCGAAGCCGUCAUACGUCGCCCGAGUUGAGAAGAUCGAGUCUGAUAGCAGGGGAGGCAACGUGAAAGUUCACGUCCGGUGGUACUACCGUCCGGAAGAGUCGAUCGGUGGCCGGCGGCAGUUCCAUGGCUCCAAGGAGGUCUUCCUCUCCGACCACUAUGAUAUACAGAGCGCCGACACCAUAGAAGCUAAGUGUACGGUCCACAGCUUCAAGAGCUACACCAAGCUCGACGCUGUUGGUAAUGAAGACUUCUUUUGCCGAUUCGAGUACAAUUCCUCUACCGGAGCCUUCAAUCCCGACAGAGUUGCCGUGUACUGUAAAUGUGAGAUGCCUUAUAAUCCAGAUGACCUCAUGGUUCAGUGCGAGGGCUGCAGUGAUUGGUUUCAUCCUACAUGUAUAGAAAUGACAGCCGAGGAUGCCAAAAAACUUGAACAUUUCUUUUGUCAAAAUUGUUCUUCUGAAGAUCCGAAGUUACAAAGCUCUCAUGCUACUUCCAGACAUUCAGAUACAAAGGUGGAAACAAAACGCCGUAGGAGGUAACCCACGCCCUUUCACGUGAGAGGAGAUAUAAUAUCGCUUUAGUUUCCUGAAGGGUGCAAGCAAACACCGAGGCAGAUAGGACUGCAUCAGAAGCAACAAUCAUGUAAGCUGAUGUAAAAAGGAAACUGGUUUUUAUUAGUUGUAUUGUCUAGGUGGUUUGAGAGACAAAUGCCUUGUUUCCUUUAGAUAUAGGUCGAGGAAGUGUUUGGUUGUCUGUAAUUAUUUAAUGUAGAUUUCUCUCUUGGUUGGCUUGCUUUUUUUUUUUUUUUUUUUUUUUUUUAUUUGCUAGGGCUGUAUCACCUGUAUGAUAAAGAGCUAAUUAUCUUCCCUUAAUAGCCAUUUGAUGUAAAGGGGUCCAGGUAUUGAUUAAAGACAUUUUUAUGUGUGGCUUAUGACUACGAGAGGUUUCUUGGCUUAUGGGAAUAUAAUGAUAGACUUACUAUUA
Ipomoea triloba (trilobed morning glory) is the source of this 1318-nucleotide messenger RNA. RefSeq names its product chromatin remodeling protein SHL. The transcript has 5 exons. The record is from RefSeq and is a predicted model, not a curated record. Lineage: Eukaryota; Viridiplantae; Streptophyta; Magnoliopsida; Solanales; Convolvulaceae. Bases 226 to 873 code for a protein of 215 amino acids. Gene Ontology annotation, molecular function: chromatin binding.